Labeo rohita (rohu) is the source of this 1592-nucleotide messenger RNA. RefSeq lists its product as uncharacterized. The transcript is spliced from 7 exons. The record is from RefSeq and is a predicted model, not a curated record. Gene Ontology annotation, molecular function: DNA binding; transcription corepressor activity. Gene Ontology annotation, cellular component: nucleus. Bases 251 to 1210 code for a protein of 319 amino acids. Lineage: Eukaryota; Metazoa; Chordata; Actinopteri; Cypriniformes; Cyprinidae. Gene Ontology annotation, biological process: positive regulation of neuron differentiation; negative regulation of Notch signaling pathway.
CAAACUGUUAUAGAUUUAAGACAUGUUAGCCGCUGUUAAAAGUUUCAGGGUCUCUUUUUCACACAUUUCACUCGUUUUCAAGUGUUUCAGGACGCACUCGUGAUGUUGACACGCCAGAGUGUCUUUAAGUUUAAUCGAAAUGCCACGAGCGUGAAAGUCAUCAGGCUGUCACGGAUCUGCGCGUGGCCAUGACCGGCAUGAUAAAGAACCGGACGGUUUUUCGGCGAGGAAAACGGCUAAUGGGCGAAAGAUGAGGAGAAAAACAAUAGCAAAGCGCAUCCUGUACAAUGGAUACGAGGCAUACGAAGAGACACCCGAAGAAACCGGCGCCAGGGCGAACCACGUCUUCAGUCAAGAGCCGGCGAAGAGGAGAAAAUGGAGAGAACUAAAUGGAGAGGACAUCUCGUCUUGCAAUGCUGACUAUAUCAAGUUCAAAACAAAGGCUUUUGAGGUUGACAAGACCCUUGGAGAUGCAACAAGGGAUGCAGAUUUUACUAUGGAGGUGCUCGGAAGUCUCCAAUCACGCUCAAGGGCGGAGCUUAUUGCCAUGGUGUUGAGUAUGCAGAGGGAGAUGGACGGCCUUCGAGAACAAAUCAGAAGCCUUACAGCAUGUGGGAAGUUGGCUCAGACACUUGAGGAGUUGAUCGAGAAGAGUGAUAGAUGGCUGUGUGGCGGCCACGAAGCUGCAACUCCCAGCAUUCCAAGGGAGCUGGAGAGAAGCAGGCCACCCAGUCACAUUUCUCCUCCAAGGGUGCUCAGUGGAAGAACAGCUGAAUGUGCAAGUUCAGAGCAGCAGGGGUGUGGUCAGUAUGAGGUCACGCAAACAAUGCCUCAAAGGAAUGGAACGCCCGAACAAAAAGUUAUCACUGCUGAUCUCCUGGAGCGCUGCAACACAGGGACCACUGCUCAGAAACUCACCAAUGACCUGCUGCGCAGCCUCUAUGACAGAGACUGUCUGGCCUCUCACUCAAUCUCAGGCAUCGUUAACAGCAAGCGAGGGAUGCCUAAGCCAGCUCUUCCAGCACAUGAGAUCCAGGCCGUUUUAAGGACGGUGCAGCGGUUCUUCCCUGGAAAGACUGAUUCGGAAAUAAAGGGCUACAUAAGACAAAAGCUUCAGAAUGAGGCCAAGAGGCUUCGGAAAAGGCCACACCCAGCUGAUGAUCCACUGGUGGGCUCGUUUGAGGAGGCGAGAGCAACGUUUGAACAUUGAGUGUUGACUUUCAUUGGACAUCACCAGUGAACUUUAAAAUCAAAUUUAUGGCACAAAAUUUGGUUGUUAACCUUAAAGGGAUAGUUCAGAAAAAGUUCUGUUUUCAUUUACUUGAGGGAUAGUUCACCCAAAAAUGAAAAUUCUGUCAAUAAUUACUCACCCUCAUAUUGUUCCACACCUGUAAGACCUUUGUAUAUUUUUGAAACACGAGUUAAGAUAUUAUUGAUGAAAUCAGAGAGCUUUCUGACCCACUAUUUUAACAAUGUCCUUGCUAAGUGUUUAGGUCUGGAAACAUUUCAGCUGUGUUGCUGUCUAUGCAGUGUCAGAAAGCUCUCAGAUUUCAUCAUAAAUAUCUUAAUUUGUGUUCUGAAGAUGAACAAAA